AAGCAAGAAGAAAAUUCCACAGUUAGAACAACACCAAGAUUCUUCCUGCCAACUAAUUAGACCACUUGAAGGAGAUGGUGGAUUGCCUGAUCCAGCAGAGGAUGCACAUCUGAAGAAUUGCAUGAAGAACUCGAUGAUGAAGUCGGUAGGGAUGUCGGGCUCAGCAAUUUAUUGUUGCGUCUGAGGUCCCAAGAGAUUACGUGAAGAGAGCUACAGUUCAAGAAAAGUCCAAAAGACUAGAAAACGAUCUCAGCAUUAGGAGGAGAAAGCAUACGGACGAACCAUUGAACAAAGGAUCCAAAGAGGGUUGAUCGAUGUGCAGAAGGCACUCUUCCUCGACAUCAUCGUCAUCAUCACACUGUUCAUGUUCUUUUUCAAUCCGGAAAGCGUAUCGUUUUCUCCAGCAAUUCCGAGCAGUCAUUGACUCCGUCAACACCACUUUGCUAUAAUGUAGUCAAGUCAAUCAGAUGAGUUCCAUGUCUGUUCUCGCUGUUCAUCUCUAGCAAUUGGGAGCCUCAAGCGAUGAAGAUGGAGCAAGAACAACCGAAGGAAGGAGAUACGAGCAUCAGGUUAGACAUCGUUCCGCUUACGAACCGACGCGGCAGCAGUAAUUUUGUUGCCAGCCAACUCUCCUUCGAGCCUCAGUCUGAGUCCAGCGACGCGCCACCGACAUCUCGAAACAGUAGCAGCAAGCAAGCACCUGAGAAGAAGCUGACGCUCUUCGCCUUCCGGCUGGCUCUGCUGGAGAAAUCUGCCAGUGGUCUUGGCACGCUAGCAUUCGUCUGGGCCACCGUCGUCCUUCUCGGUGGCUUCGCCAUCAAGCUCGAGGGGAAGGAUUUCCUGUUCGUGACCAUAAUUCUCGUCAUCGAGAGUACCAGAAUCUUUAGCCGCAGCCACGAGCUGGAGUGGCAGCACCAAUCGGCAUCGACGUUGGGAGGCGCCGGGACGUACAGCUUCCGGGCGCUGCAAUCUAGCUCCCGAUUAUUCUUUCGGGCCCUGAGUGCCGCCUUCAACCCGUUCUCUGUUCUCCGAAGACAUGGUGACCGAAGCCGAAGGCCUACGAGAAGUAACCGAGCGGUCGGAUCGUCCCGGGACGAUUCUGCGGUUGAAUCCACAGCUCAGCGGACAUGGCAUGGUCCUGACGUUCCACUGAUUCCUUAUGCCGGCUGGGUGUUCAUGUCGAAGAACAUCAGCAGGGUCCUCUCAUGGCUUCAACUCUUGUCGGCCUUGGCCUGUGUGGCACUGUCCCUGCUGCGCCUUAUUCAGCAGGACUACGGCAACGUAGAACAAGAUAGCAGGAACAGGAAACCAGCACUGAAUCUGUUCUACGCGCUGGCACUCGCGGAGGCUCUCAUCUUCCUGAUGGAGAAAGCCUACUGGACAUGGAGGAUCUUAUACUGCAAUCUGCUGGAGACUGUCAGCCGAGAGUGUGAGCUCGGAGAAGGCGGAAUAGUCUCGAUCAGGCGCUUCUUCUACGACGCUUACGCAAAAUGCAUCGAUGGCAGUGUCUUCGACGGCCUGAAGAUGGAUCUGGUGACCUUCGCAAAGGAACUCCUGAACUCCGAGUUCCGUGAUGAACAGCUAAUCGGCGCUCAAGUCCUGGAGAAGUUUGUGAAGAGCGCCAAGUUCGCCGACGACACGCUAAGGAAGAUCGGGACCUCGACGUGGGUGAUAGAGCGACUCGUCGAGAUGCUGAACUGGAAGAACCCGGGCGAAGAGGAGAUCAGGAGGUGCGCAGCAGAGAUCGUGUCGAAACUUGCAGGGAAGAGGACGAACGUUCUUCGGGUUGCUGCUAUUCCAGGUGCAAUGGAGUCGAUAUCGUCUCUGCUCCACGGUGGCAAGACCUCCAACAUGACACCCCAUGAGAUGUCCAAGAGAUCCGAUGCAGCUGAUGGCACGAACUACGACUUCUCGGUCUUUAAUUUGCUGGGUCUGCUGAUACUUAAGAAGCUUGCAGCUGACCAUGACAACUGCUGGAAGAUCGGCAAUGCCCGAGGUCUCCUGCCAAAGAUCAUAGACCUCACUAGUGCUAGCAAAACUCUGCUCAGGAAUGAUCGAGCACCAGACUCACAGAUCAGAACAGUGAAGAGGUCAUUGCAGGUUGUGAAGAUGCUGGUUAGCACAACCGGGAGCACUGGCAAGUUUCUCCGGCAGGAGAUAUCGGAGAUUGUAUUCACGGUGAGCAACAUAAGGGAGAUCAUACAGAAUGGAGAGAGCCACAUGGUGCUGCAAAAGCUGGGAAUUGAGGUACUAAAAAACCUGGCCAUGGAUGACAAUGCAAAGGAGAAGAUUGGAAGCACUGGAGGAAUUACCAAGCUGCUCCUGUCGAGCUUCCUCAGGCCAGGAUUCACAGAGGAUCAGAACUUAUUGAGUAAUGAAGCAGGAGUGACGCUGGCAGUGUUGACAUUGGAGAGCAUUAACAAUUGUGAUCGUGUCUUGAAGGAAAAGGAGGUGUUGGAGCAGCUCAUGGGGGCACUGACCGAGCCUGUUCUUCGAAUAAAUGCUUCGAGAAUUCUGCGUAAUUUGUGUGCCUACAGUAGAGCUGAAUGCUCCGAUCGCAUAGGCAGGAUGACUGCUGCCAUGCCCACUGUAUUGAAAUCGAUUAUGGAGGCAAAAGAGAAACUACUAGAAGUAUCUAUUGGUCUAACUACACAGAUCUGCAAACUCAUGGAUCCUGAUGAAUUUGCUGAAGCACUUAGGCAAGCUAGCAUUGAAGAAACUGAUCUUGUGGAGAAGCUUGUUCGGACACUGGAAAAAUACACAUUUCCAGAAAUUAUGGUCCCAAGAAUAAGGAGGUUUGUGAUUGAGCAAGCUAUUUGGAUGAUGAAAUCCAACAGAAACAGUAUCCAGUUGUUCAAAAAAUUUGAGAUGGAGAAUUUAUUGGGGUCUGUAGCAGAGACCACAUCACAACUUGAGUGCUUUCACAUUUUCUCUGGUAGUGUUGGACUGAUCCAGCACAGUAAACCCUUAUCCUCUCUUCUAGAGACAGCAUUGGACCUAAUGAUUGAUAAUUGAAAUUUGAACAAACAAAAAAAAAUUUCCAGCCAAAUUAUUCCCUGAUGAAGUCAGAAACUAUACCAGUUAGCAGCUGGGAAGAAGCAGAAGAUUUAUGCGGUUCCGUAAAUAUCGAUUUUGUUGACUAAAUGUUGUUACAGCCUCUCUUUUCUUUACUACUUUAUCAGACUCAUGAAGAUAUGUAUUGUCAUAUUCUUGGCUAAAGUAAUAAAAUUUCAUAUUAUGAUUUCACACA
Musa acuminata AAA Group (dessert banana) is the source of this 3250-nucleotide messenger RNA. RefSeq lists its product as uncharacterized. The record is from RefSeq and is a predicted model, not a curated record. Bases 523 to 3015 code for a protein of 830 amino acids. The transcript has 2 exons. Lineage: Eukaryota; Viridiplantae; Streptophyta; Magnoliopsida; Zingiberales; Musaceae.